This is a messenger RNA of Lutra lutra (Eurasian river otter), 7314 nucleotides long. It is a transcript of the gene MECP2, whose product is annotated as methyl-CpG binding protein 2. NCBI's taxonomy places the organism in Eukaryota, Metazoa, Chordata, Mammalia, Carnivora, Mustelidae. Gene Ontology annotation, cellular component: nucleus; heterochromatin. Gene Ontology annotation, biological process: negative regulation of transcription by RNA polymerase II. Gene Ontology annotation, molecular function: double-stranded methylated DNA binding; methyl-CpG binding; chromatin binding. The transcript has 3 exons. The record is from RefSeq and is a predicted model, not a curated record. The coding region runs from base 84 to 1580 and encodes 498 amino acids.
GUCGGCCGUGCGGGGUCCCGGCGUCGGCGGCGCGCGCGCUCCCUCCUCUCCGAGAGAGGGCUGUGGUAAAAGCCGUCCGGAAAAUGGCCGCCGCCGCCGCUGCCGCGCCGAGCGGAGGAGGAGGAGGAGGCGAGGAGGAGAGACUGGAAGAAAAGUCAGAAGACCAGGAUCUCCAGGGCCUCAAGGACAAACCCCUGAAGUUCAAAAAGGUGAAGAAGGAUAAGAAAGAAGACAAAGAGGGCAAGCAUGAGCCCCUGCAGCCCCCGGCCCACCACUCCGCUGAACCGGCAGAGGCAGGCAAAGCGGAGACCUCAGAAGGCUCGGGCUCGGCCCCAGCUGUCCCGGAAGCCUCUGCCUCCCCCAAACAGCGGCGCUCCAUCAUUCGUGACCGGGGACCCAUGUAUGAUGACCCCACUCUGCCCGAAGGUUGGACCCGAAAGCUCAAGCAAAGGAAGUCGGGCCGCUCCGCUGGGAAGUAUGAUGUGUAUUUGAUCAAUCCCCAGGGAAAAGCCUUUCGCUCUAAAGUGGAGUUGAUUGCGUACUUCGAAAAGGUAGGCGACACCUCCCUGGACCCUAAUGAUUUUGACUUCACGGUAACUGGGAGAGGGAGCCCCUCCCGGCGAGAGCAGAAACCACCUAAGAAGCCCAAAUCUCCCAAAGCUCCAGGAACUGGCAGAGGCCGGGGACGCCCCAAAGGCAGCGGCACUGCGAGACCCAAGGCAGCGGCAUCAGAGGGUGUGCAGGUGAAAAGGGUCCUGGAGAAAAGUCCCGGGAAGCUGCUGGUCAAGAUGCCUUUUCAAGCUUCACCUGGGAGCAGGGCCGAAGGGGGUGGGGCCACCACGUCCGCCCAGGUCAUGGUUAUCAAACGCCCUGGCCGGAAGCGAAAAGCCGAGGCCGACCCCCAGGCCAUUCCCAAGAAGCGGGGGCGCAAGCCAGGCAGUGUGGUGGCGGCUGCUGCCGCCGAGGCCAAGAAGAAAGCCGUGAAGGAGUCUUCCAUUCGCUCUGUGCACGAGACCGUGCUCCCCAUCAAGAAGCGCAAGACCCGGGAGGCUGUCAGCAUCGACGUGAAGGAGGUGGUGAAGCCCCUGCUGGUGUCCACCCUGGGCGAGAAGAGCGGCAAGGGACUGAAGACCUGCAAGAGCCCCGGGCGGAAGAGCAAGGAGAGCAGCCCGAAAGGGCGCGGCGGCAGCGCCUCGUCGCCCCCCAAGAAGGAGCACCACCACCACCACCACCACUCGGAGCCCCCGAAGGCACCGGUGCCGCUGCUUCCACCCCCGCCCCCGCCCCCGCCCGAGCCACAGAGCUCCGAGGACCCCGCCAGCCCCCCUGAGCCCCAGGACUUGAGCAGCGGCGUCUGCAAAGAGGAGAAGAUGGCUAGAGCGGGCUCGCUGGAGAGCGACGGCUGCCCCAAGGAGCCGGCUAAGACUCAGCCCGCGGUCGCGACUGCCGCCACGGCCGCAGACAAGUACAAACACCGAGGGGAGGGAGAGCGCAAAGACAUUGUUUCAUCCUCCAUGCCAAGGCCAAACAGAGAGGAGCCUGUGGACAGCCGGACGCCCGUGACCGAGAGAGUCAGCUGACUUUACCCGGCGGACGCGGAGCGAACCAACAAGAAUAAAGGCAGCUGUCGUCUCUUCUCCUUCUGGGUAGGGCUCUGACAAAGCUUCCCGAUUAACUGAAAUAAAAAAUAUUUUUUUUUCUUUCAGUAAACUUAGAGUUUCGUGGCUUCAGGGUGGGAGUAGUUGGAGCAUUGGGAUGUUUUUCUUACCGACAAGCACAGUCAGGUUGAAGACCUAACCAGGGCCAGAAGUAGCUUUGCACUUUUCUAAACUAGGCUCCUUCAACAAGGCUUGCUGCACAUACUACUGACCAGACAAGCUGUUGACCAGGCUUCUUAGGGUAUGCCUGCGCCUCCCCUCCCAUCCGACCUCACCCCGCCCCCCCCAUGUGGCCAUUAGGGACAGAGAGUGCCAUGGGUGCCCCCGUCUCCGCUCUCCUCUCCCCCCCAACCCUGCCCCACCCCCACCCUCCGGCUCCCCCGCCUUCCCCAUCCCCACCCACAUGGGGACAAGGAGGUGUGAGGCAGGAGAGACAGGUGGAUCCUUUAGAGAAAAAGACAGAGAUGGCCAGUGGCUACAGCCCCUGCCUGAUCUCACCCAUGGUGGCACAAAUGCGGCCCCACGCUAGUCCCAACCCAAAACUGACUAGGACAUUUCACAGGACAGGGAAGUAGCACCUGUUUGCUCCAGUUCUGGCCUGGCUAGGAAGGGGUCAGUCCUUGUGCUGCUGGGUGUAGACUGGCCUGAGCCAGGUGAGAGGACGGUGCAGGGCCACUCUCCAGUGAGUGGCACGAGAGAGAGAGAGAGCGAGGGGGGGGCGCAUGGAAGCAACAGGACGAGGCACAGGCAGGCUGGCCCCGGGCUCCUGGGCUUCUCCAGGUGACAGAGGGCAGUGGGGCCGAUGGAAAUCCUACUCACUCAGAGCAGUCUGUGGCUGGUAGGUAGAGGCCUAGUGGGCAAGUUGGGGUGCUGGGGGAAAGAGGGGAAAAUGUUCUUCCAAAACUUUCCAAUUCUACUCCUUUAGGGACAGCUUAGAACUAUUUGCACUAUUGAGUCUUCAUGUUCCCACUUCAAAACAAACAUGCUCUGAGAGCAAACGGGCUUGAAUUGGUGACACUUUGUCCCUCAAGCCACCAGACGUGACGGUGUUCACAACUACCUGUACCUGCGCUUGUUUUAAAGUGGGCUCAGCACAUAGGGUUCCCACGAAGCUCCGAAACUCUAAGUGUUUGCUGCAAUUUUAUAAGGACUUCCUGAUUGCUUUCUCUUCUGUCCUUCCAUUUCUGCCUUCUUUCAUUCAUCCUUUCAUUUCUUCCCCUCCUUGUUCAUCCCCUCGGUACCAGGCACCCACAGCUCCCAGCUUUACCUGAGCUGAUGCUGGCCAGCUCAGGCCACCAGAUCACACCCUGCCCUUGGCCUUCCCACUGCCAGCUCUAGCCCUGCCCCACCCCAUUUUGAGCCCUGAGGAAGCCCCAGGCUCUGCUGAGUCCUCCUGGCCCUAAGGCCUUGGCCUUUCCGAAGGGCAAGAGGACAGCAAGGUCUCACUCUCUUAGGGAGCGCCCUUCCCUUGGGCAGAGCUUGGAUUCCGGGCCUUCCCAACCUUCCACUCGAGAGAAACAGGCAGGAGAAGUUGGGCAGAUUUGGAUUUGGGAGCUGAGGGUAGCACAGAGGCCCCCGUGGCCUGCCAUAGUCCUCAAGUAGCCCAGCCCUGACCUUGGCCUCAUCCAGGCCCAGCUAGCAUAGUGUGGUGCGACAAUGCAGCCAAUGGGAAGAAAUGCAGCUGCCUCAGACCUGAGCUGGGCCCCCCCUCGCCUCUCUGCUCCUCCUGUAAGGUAACCAUGAGUUCUCCUCUGGUGGGAGACGUCUGGCUUUGGCUGGAGACGGGUGGGGCCAGUGUAUGACACAUGUCCACCUCUGUGCCGGGGGAUGGUGUUGGGGCCAAGAGGCUUGGCUUUGCUGUGGGUGUUCAUUGCUCAGUCUCCGUUCGGGAGUCCGUCCUGCGUUCUGUGUUCAGGAAGUCCUUAUCUAGCUGCACAUCAUCAUCAUACUGGUCUGUCCUUUUCUGUGUUUACAGAGAUGUCUCUUGUAUCUAAAUCUGUCCACCUGAGAAGUACCUUAUCAAAGUAGCAAGUGAGACAGCAGUCUAAUGCUUCCAGAAACACCCACAAGCACGUCCCAUGCGAGCUGCCGCCAUGAACUGUCAAGUGCGUGUUGUCUCGUGUAUUUCAGUUACUGUCCCCUGGCUUCCUUACUGCGGCGUAACCAUGAAGGAGUGAAACACCCUAACCGUCCAGCACUUCCUUGCCAGCCCUUAGUGAUCAGGAACCGUAGCUGACAGUUCCAAUCAGUAGCUUAAGGAAAAAACGCGUUUGUCUCUUCCAGAAUGGUUAGAAGCAAGGGAGUUUGCCCCCAUUCUGUUUGCAGAAUCAUAGUUGGCCUUUGCAGCAUUUUUGUACCCAUUUCCUUAUGCUGUGAAAGCAAGUCCCACAACCAGACCCUCCCUGCUGUUGGCCCUCUGGGCUUCACUUUUGACUCCUCCCCAGGAAGGGAAGGGGGUGGGGAGGAGGGGGCAAGUCCUUUAGGAUCCCUCUUCCUUCAAGGACAAAAGACUCCUGACCCUGAAGGGGCCUCGCACUGCAGGCACCCACAAAGGAUGCCUGUCCACGCGAGUACAGUGUCCGGCCAGUUUGUCCUGGAGAUGCCGUCCGUUUGGGUUGGUUGGGUUUUUAUGCAGUAAACUUAGUCCAGUGGAAUGUGACCCCCAGAACCAGUGUCAAGAGCUGGCCUCUCCAUCAGCUCAGUACCGUCUGGUCCGGGGAAGAAAGUGCGGGCCCACCACGCCCCCCUUCCACCUGAGACCAUUCGGGGGCUGACCGGGCAUUGGUGGUUGAGAGCACAGCGUUUCAAGUAUCAUUUCCUUUUGGCCCACCUGACCUGCAGCCCCCUCGCUCCCCAGCUGCUUCUCCUUAUAGUUCCAAAGCUGCAGGCAGCCCCUGAGGCUCCUUGGGGUUUUCUCGCCCCUCCUCUUCCUUCCACGUUCCCUCUUCUUCACCUAAUAAAGGCAUCACAAGUAAGUUACCAUUAAGCAGGUAGCCUUGGUGGUUUGUCGCCCUGGCAGGCAGGGGCCCUGCAGCUCCCGUACGACCCCGGUCCUGAGUCACGUUGACAGGUUGGGGGGAAAGCCAGGCCAUGGGAUUCUCACCAGCCGUGUCCAGCCCAGUUUGGGGGUGUGACCUUGAUUUUGUGUGUGCUUGAACAUCACGAAGAUUGGGGGCAUCUUUUAGGGACUGUGUGAAGAAUUUAGAAACUAACCAACAGCUUUCAGACGCCUGUUUGUAGGGGUAGGUCACAGUCACUUUUGGUCUCCCCAGCCCUGGUUCUAGUUGUUAGUUACUACCUCCUCUCCCAACAGAAUGCUGUAUGCCCUUGAGCUCCUCCCACAAUGCCCAGCCCAGCUCUGCCCUGCCCUGCCCAUUGGUGGGCCUGCCCUAACCAGUGGAAUUGCUGGCCUUGAGACUGUAGUGAACCAGGGCACUGAGCCGCAGCCAGGCUCAAAGACAGCUCCCUUCUGCUGCUAUUCUCUUCCCAUUAUCAGAAGGCACAGGCGACACCUAGAAAUGUCCCGUUCCCCAGUCCGUCCGUGCCAAACUACCCAAGGACCUCAGCUCCCUCAGCUCCCAGGAAGGGGAAAGCCGUGGUGGUAGCCCAGGGACACUGACCACAGCUGGCACCAGGCUUCUACUCCUGAGACCCCCGUGCGGGGGUUGGCAGCAGUCUGUUCAGGGGCACCAUUCCAGGCUAAAGGCCGCAGACGGUGGCACCAUGCCCAGGGCCAGCCCCAAGUUGUCACCUGCUCUUCCGCGCAGCUUUUGGUUGCUAACAGGGAUCGUGGAGGAAGCUACCGUGCUUGGGGGGAAAGGAGUUUUUUAGCUGACAGGACCUCUGGAUUUCAGUAACUUAGUGAGCCGCGGCAGCGCAGGAGGGAGCCACAGGUAUAACCAGGUGGAGCCUGGCAGCCAGGCUCUGCGCCCCCUUCCCACGCCCCCUUCCCGGAGCUCUGCAUCUGGAGCUCUGGGUGGGCGGAGCCAGGGAAGGUUGCGGGCCCGUUCUUGGAGAAACCCUUUUCUAGUCAGUGUUGCUCCGAAUUGUUCCCUAAUGUGAGUUUCACACACAGAUUUUGGGACAGGUGGCCCAGACCUCAGCAGGCAAGCUGCGUUUAGAGCCCUGUGGGUGUUCGCCUGGCCAGUUCCCAGAGUCCUGGCUCAUGGUGUCAGGGGAGGGGGCAAGCAUGGCAGUGUCACCCGGCCUGUGGUGGAGCCCCUGCCCCUGCGGCCGCACCGUGUCGCGUUCCCGGUCUUACUCUGUUCCCUGUAAGGGCCCCACCUUUGCUCUCCCCAGCAGUAAACUCGUCCACUCUGGAGGGGUUUGUCGAGUCUCCAUUUUUGCGUCUUUCUCUUUCAGAUGCUGUUUCAGUCUUUAGAAGAGGCAUAGUCUAAUUGUUAUAUAUCACUAGGAUACUGCCUCCCCCAGGGUCUAAAGUUACAUAUUAAAGGGGGGAAAAGUGAACAACAACAAUUCAGAAGGAAAACCUAGACAACAUUUGGCAGAAAAUUGCAUUUCGAUGUUUCCGAACAAGUAAGAGCAAGCUUUUGCAAAACUGCCGAUCUAAAAAUAUUUGGAGCUUGGCCUGCCAUGUUUGUGCUACAGGAAAAGGGGAGUCCAGCCUGAAGCAGCUGGAUCUGAGACUCGGGGCCGUCCUAGCACUGAAGAGCCCCCUGCCUGUGGGGCUGCCUGCCUGGUCCCCAAGCUGUAGAAGCCCAGCGCUUGGUGUGGGAAGCAGAGUGUCACCAGUGACUCCAAAGGCCUGCGACGUCCUCACCACCCAGCACCACCUGUUUCUUGUUCCUUUCUCAUCUCUGCAGGAUGUGCCCCAAGUGCUGAUUUGUUGGGGGAAAAGGGAGUUCUGACUAGCACCCCCGCAACUAGGAAGGUGAGGGUGAGGUCUCCCCCUUGGUCUCUGCCUGUCCCCUGAGGACAUUCCCCCUGGUCUGCUGUCCUUGGGGCCGAGGGUCUAGGUGAAGUGGUGCGCCCUUCUGCACUCAGAGGUGAUGACAGAGGCCUGAGCACGUCCUGUGGUGUGUGUCCUCCUCGCCCCUCACCAGCGAGAGCCCCUGGGCCAGAGGGAGGGCAGGCACACGAGCAGGUACCAAGACCCUCACCAAGGGAAGUCCGGCCUUUGAGUCUGGAGAGCAUUAGGGAAACUUGCAAAUUGCCUUUGCUUCCCUGCCCCCCUUCUAGCUUACCUUUUCUCAGGUCCUCAGCAGCGAGAGACAAAUGAGAUGAAAAGGCCAAGAGGUUUGGCUCCUGCUCACUGGUAGUCCCUCUCCCUUCAGUGUUUGUGUGUCCAGUGACAAAGGUGUUCUUCCUGGUGACCCUGAUUAUAUCCAGUAUCUUAUACGCUAUACGCAUAGGCCUGCUUGGUCUCCUCUAUCCUGGGCUUUUGUUUUGCUUUUUAGCUUUGCUUUUAGUUUUUCUGUCUCUUUUAUUUAAUGCACCGACUAGACACACAGAGCAGUUGAAUUUUUAUAUAUAUAUCUGUAUAUCGCACAAUUAUACACUCAUUUUGCUUGUGGCUACACACACACACACACACACACACACACACCUGUUAAAAUUAUACCUGUUGCUUAAUUACAAUGUUUCUGAUAACCAUAGCAUAGGACAAGGGAAAAUAAAAACAAACAAAAAAAAACCA